ACUUCUGGGAUACGCAAGCUAGCGAGUGAGUAGCUAAACAUCAAAGGGUGAUGGCGUCUGCAGCGAUGGAGACCACGUAAAUCAGUUAUUAUUAUUAUAUGGUAUAAGCAGACGUAUAAUAAUAAUAGAAAGGUCUCGUUAUGGCGACCGGGAGCGGCGGGAGUGUCGGCGGCGGCUUGGCGUCUAACCAUGACGGUCAGGAGGCAGCAUCAAACUCGGCUCAGUCCGGAGCCGCAGCCGGGCUCUCCAACGCAUCAGCCUCCGGUCCUGCCCGGCCCGCCUCCCCGCCCGUUCUCGGCCUUCACCGGGAGCCCAUGUACAACUGGCAGGCGACGAAGAGCUCCCUGAAAGAGCGCUUCGCCUUCCUCUUCAACAACGAGCUGCUGAGCGACGUCCGGUUCAUCGUGGGGAAGGGCAGACAGGCCCAGAGGAUACCGGCCCAUAAGUUCGUGCUGGCCGCUGGUUCUGCCGUGUUUGAUGCCAUGUUCAACGGAGGCAUGGCUACGACGUCGACUGAAAUCGAGCUGCCUGAUGUGGAGCCUGCUGCUUUCCUUUCCCUGCUAAGGUAGAAUAAAUGAUCACCAUCAACCAUCACUGUAUGCUGGGAAUGAAAUAUCAGUAUUACACAUUUAUUACUGCAACCCUUGCAUACAGCUAGAUAGAUAGAUAGAUAGAUAGAUAGAUAGAUAGAUAGAUAGACUUUAUUGAUUCCCAACUGGGAAAUUCCCACGUUACAGCAGCAAUAAAAACACAAAAUAAAAUUAAAUAUAAGAGGAAGUAUGUACAAUACAGACUAAAUACACUAAAUAUAUACAAUAAAUACAGACUAAAUAUACUAAACAUCCUAAGAGAAAAAGUGCGAUAUCAAAGGGAAAAAAGUGAGAUAUGAAGAGAAAAAGUGAGAUAUGAAGAGAAAAAGUGAGAUAUGAAGAGAAAAGUGUGAUAUGAAAGAGAAAAAAGUGAGAUAUGAAAGAGAAAAAGUGAGAUAUGAAAGAGAAAAAGUGAGAUAUGAAGAGAAUAAUUGAGAUAUGAAAGAGAAAAAAGUGAGAUAUGAAGAGAAAAAGUGAGAUAUGAAAGAGAAAAAGGUGAGAUAUUAGAGAGGAAAAAGUGAGAUAUGAUACAGACUCAAAGGCAGCUGUUAAAAUUUUUGCCAUUAUUAAACAGAAACAAAGAGUUGAUUGAUGUGUUUAUAAAUCUUGAGGGAAAUUGUAAUCUCCAGCUAUUAUUGUAAUCCACUUAUUUUCAAAGUCAAGCUUAAGUGUCACGUAUUCUCUGAUUUCAGCCUGUAAUUGUGAGCUUGUACCACAUUUUCUGUGGUAGUGACUGGCUCUAUAUAGUAGAUCGAUGCAUACCUUUUGUUUUAUGAAAUCAGACAUUUUAAACAUGUCAGUGUCAGUGCUGUAACUUUAUCAGCAUUUCCUCACUUUUUUCUGAUAAUCCUGAUAAACAAAUCAGGAUAAACAAAGACCAAAUUGUCAGAAAAAUUGGAAAAUAGUUUUUGAGAAGUUGAAUGUAUUUGCAUCUGACUCAUAAAUAUGUGGCUGAAAGAUCUUUGAUUAGGUUCCACUUGGAUUACUGGGGUCAAACAUAAAUCUAAUCUUGGUUUGGCAUACUAACGUGAGCCAAACCAAAAUUCUGUAUUUGCACUUGUUCUAUAAUUAUGCAGUUUUAUUGUUUUUCCUGAACAAAAAGACUACCAGACCUUUCUUGUGCACAGGUUCCUUUAUUCUGACGAAGUCCAUAUUGGACCAGAAACUGUGAUGACGACCCUGUACACGGCUAAGAAGUACGCUGUCCCUGCCCUCGAGGGUCACUGUGUGGAGUUCCUCACCAAGCACCUCAGAGCUGAUAAUGCAUUCAUGCUCCUCACUCAGGUUAGUAUCAUUCUUCUUACCUGUGAAGUAAAAAACUUAAAACUCAAGCAGCAGUUGUGAUCUUCCACUUGGAAAGUCAAUAUUCAUAUCCUUUAACCUUUUGGUAUCAGAUCUUAUUCACAGACACAUUCAGAGACUUGAUAUUGUUUUUCUGCAGAUACUUUGAGUAAUUCUUGAGUUUUAUUUUCCAUGAAAGACUUAAGAAUGACCUUUAACAGCGACAUGUUUUCACAGAAACUGGUCUGAAUAACACAAAGGCCUGACUGUGAUCAGUUUUUAGUAAACAGUCUUUCUGCUAGUAUUGGGGCUUUCCUUGUACCUUUGAAAAAAGUCGCUUGAGGCAGAGCAUAGGUCCUGUGUAUUUGUUUGACACGCCGCUGCUGUCCCAAAGAAGCACCCACAGUUCAUCAACGUUUUCGGAGCUUUAAUAACAGAAAAAAAACGCUUCUACUAUGGCCAGUGAUUACACGCGCACAUCCAAUGUAAUAUGUGACCACUUUGCGACGUGUAUCAUUUACAAAACAAAGAACAUAAAGCGCGGUCAACAAAAAUUACAGCUACCGUGGCUCACCACUCCACCCCAGUGCAGGUGAGACUUGGUGAGACGUGACCCAAACCCAGCGAAACCAAUGGCAACCUGACAAAAGUAACUGAACACAGGAUAACCGAUCAGCAAAGCAACAUUAUGGCUCCUACCGUUAGGGAAAUAGUUCUAAUAUAAACUGUUUAAAAGAGUUUUUAACUAUUGUCCCGUACAUCCGGGACAGACCUUUUUGCAGGAACACCAGCUGUUUUUAAGAUUUUCCAAAGUCCGAUAAAAUAAUGCCUGGAGCAGCACAAAUUAAAUGUUGCCCUCACAGUAUAUUGGACAUUUGCAACUAAUGGUAUCUCCGACUUUUGUGCACAAAAUAAAACUCACUGUUUGGCCAUAAACCAGGAGAAAGUAAGAAACGUAUCCACCUUAGUUUAGGUGAACUCUUCCUUUGAGUCAUUUUGCACCACCACUAGAGCAUUUUAAAACAAAGCAGGGGUAGAUAGUUUGUUUUUCUGGGGCACUGUGUGAAACAAUGCUGCAGCAGCUCUAAUCAUCUACUCCAAACUCUCCAAGCGUUUUCAGAGUGGAGGAUGAAGCUGUUUGUUUUCUCUGUGUCAACACCAUCCCUGUCAUCCCGGCAUUGACGGUUGAGUUUUCACCACAUAAGAGGUUCUAUUUUUAGAUCUGGUCGCUGUUUGUUUUAUAUCAGCUUUUUUUGGUCUGACUGCUGACUGAAACAUCAGGCUGCAUGUACAGAUGCUUUCUGAUCAAAAACACUUUUAGUCCACGGCUGGCAAAGAAAGACUAUCAAACAUCGAACGGUGUACUUGACAGAUAAUUUCAAGUUUGAUAUGACAGAUUUCCCUUCAGAGCAGAAGAUAUGGACAAAUUUACUGUGAGCUGUGCAUCAGAGUUAUAAGGAUUCUUCCUUUAUAAGGGUGAUGCACCUAUAUAAAAGCAGCCACUUGUAAUUGGUGCAUUUUAAAUGUUUCUUUUGUUCUCUCAUGACAGGCAAGGUUAUUUGAUGAGCCUCAACUUGCCAGUCUCUGCCUGGACACCAUUGACAAAAGUACAGCAGACGCAAUAAACGCAGAGGGCUUUACAGACAUUGACCUCGGUAUGUACGUCCUCUGUGCCUUAUUUAGUUUUUGAAAUAUCUUCUUGGAUGAAUAAUAAUGUAAAAACUGUGCUGUUCUGUGUUUCCAUGAGUAGAUACCUUAUGUGCAGUGUUACAAAGAGACACACUCAGCAUCAGGGAGAACCGUCUGUUCGGGGCGGUGGUACGAUGGGCAGAGGCUGAGUGUUACAGACAACAGCUUCCCCCGACCUCAGAGAACAAACAGAAGGUUCUGGGGAAAGCUCUCCCGCUCAUCCGCUUUCCACUUAUGACUGUUGAGGAGUUUGCUGCAGGUAAGCGCACCGUGACGAGACAAUUCAUGCUGUAAUAGCGCACUCACUUUUCAACUCUAUACUUACAAAUUCAGCCUUUACUCAACAUAACCGUCAUGUUUCCAUACAACUCAAACCACAGAAACCAGCUUGAUAUUCUUUCUUGUGCCACAGGGCCUGCCCAGUCUGGAAUAUUGUUCGAUCGGGAGGUGGUAAAUCUGUUUUUACACUUUACAGUAAACCCCAAACCACGGGUCGACUACAUUGACAGGCCCCGCUGCUGUCUCAGGGGGGAGGAGUGCAGCAUUAAUAGAUUCCAGCAGGUUGAGAGUCGAUGGGGGUACAGUGGUACCAGCGACAGAAUCAGGUGAGAUCACAAACAUCACAAGCUUGUUUGAAAUCAGAGCAAACUGAUUCAAGUUGUAAUUUUUUUUAAUUCCCUCUCUCUUUUUACUCCCUGUGUAGAUUUAAUGUGAACAAAAGGAUAUCCAUUGUUGGUUUUGGCUUGUAUGGUUCAAUACAUGGACCCACUGACUAUCAGGUCAACAUACAGGUAAGUAAAACUUCAAAAGUAUCUUUAAACUAAAUCAAGGACCCAGCUAUCCUUUGUAGUGAACCCACUUAUUCCCUCAUCCUGCAAGUGUGUGGUUUUUGAACAAGUGCAUUUAAUUGUGGCUUAUGAGUGGGGUUAAAAUAGAGGACUAGAAACCCAGUACAGGAUAAGUUUGCCAUCAGACUCAUAGAGCGUCACAGAGUACUUUGUUGGAGCUUCUAUAAAGCAGAUAUUCCUCUGCACCUUGUUGUUCUCUCACUAAAAACAUGAUCUUGCUUUGUAGAUCUUAGAGAGUGACAAACGCAUCACACUGGGACAGAAUGACACAGGCUUCAGCUGCGACGGCACAGCCAGCACUUUCAGAGUGAUGUUCAAAGAGCCUGUGGAAAUCCUCCCCAAUGUCAGCUACACUGCAUGUGCCACCUUAAAGGUCAGUCUGAACUUGCUGCUUGUAAACGUGUUUCCUCGUAAGUCGUAAAUGAUAUGAAUGAAAACAGUCUAUUUUUAAACCACGGUAGAUUUGACCUUUUUGACGGCAUUUUCAUUCACACCUCAGGGCCCAGACUCCCAUUAUGGCACGAAAGGACUGAAGAAAGUCACCCAGGAAUCAACAGUGGGGACCAAGACGACAUUUUUCUUUUUUAGUUCACCUGGAAAUAACAACGGUACUUCAGUGGAGGAUGGGCAGAUACCAGAGAUCAUCUACUACACCUAGACUCAACCUGUAUGUACACUGGACUGACCUCAGACUGCUGAGAAGACUGGACUGCUGGAGAUUUAUGUAGUGCCUCAUGAACCCUUUGAAUAAAGAAUGUGUUUGACUGAGUGUGCGUAUGUGUGCCUGCGUGUGUGUGUGUGUGUAGUGCUGUACAGACAUAAUCAGGAAUGUGGAACCCUUUUAAGAAAUUACAGUUCGGGUGUGGAAAAAAAGAAACUUUUGGGCAUAAACUCUUCCAUCAGCUGUAAACGAUCAAAAUACUGAUGCAUUAUCAGGAGACUGCCAGCGCAGAUGUUCAGUCUGUGAAAGGAUAGAGGCAGUUACCAAUUCUUGGUCAAGGCCAUUUCAAUUUAUUUGGUCAGUUUUUUGCUGAUGCAUUUACCCGAAGUAUAAAAUUUGCAUUUUUUUUAUUUUUAUUUUUUUUUUGUGCACUGUCAUCAUUUAUUCAAGAGUGCGUCUUUAAUGCAUUUUUAUUGCAUUGUAUUAAGGAUAUGUGUGUUAUGUAACCUUGCCAGUGGUACAUAAUGUAAUUUAUGACUUCAUGUUUGCUUAGCACUUCAUCCAAAUGUAAAUAAAAACAAGCAAGACCAAAAUACUCAAAAAAAAAAAAAAACACACACACAAUUUCAGCAUUUUGUUAGUCAAACUAAUCAAGAAAAAGCCUUUUUUUCAGUCACGUAGCGAUUUAAUGUUAUAAAUCUAAACUAUGACUGAUUCAUCUGAUGUAUUACACGUUCUACUUGAUCAUUGUUAUUCUUCAGCCUGUCACUGGAUGGUGCCAAAUACUCCAUAUAUAGUGUGUGCAGCAGUUGAAUGGGAGAGAAAGGAGGGGUUAGUGCUUCCCAACUUUUGAACUUUGUUGUUGACAUCUUAGGGGUGUGAAAAGAUGAAGAGGACAAGGAAUAAAAAAAUAAGUAAUGAUUA
This is a messenger RNA of Xyrichtys novacula (pearly razorfish), 5993 nucleotides long. Lineage: Eukaryota; Metazoa; Chordata; Actinopteri; Labriformes; Labridae. The record is from the annotation of a GenBank genome assembly.